This is a messenger RNA of Mustela erminea (ermine), 2201 nucleotides long. It is a transcript of the gene MAVS, whose product is annotated as mitochondrial antiviral signaling protein. The transcript has 11 exons. The coding region runs from base 154 to 1965 and encodes 603 amino acids. The record is from RefSeq and is a predicted model, not a curated record. Lineage: Eukaryota; Metazoa; Chordata; Mammalia; Carnivora; Mustelidae.
CCCGCCGCGCCCCCUCCCUGUUGGGGAGGGUUCCGGAGUGUCCGCGGAGGUCGGCGGGUCGCGGAGUGGUGGCUACCCGAGCCUUUUUACCCCCCCUCUCCAUUUGUCCUUUUAUGGGCCAGAACCCGCCAUCACUUCAGAACCUAGACAGCGAUGACGUUUGCGGAGGAAAAGACUUACGAGUAUAUCCGCUACCAUUACAGCAGUUUUGUCGACCGCAUUCAUGUUCUGGAGAUACUGCCUUACCUGUCCUGCCUCACCACAAGUGACCAGGACCGACUGCGGGCCUCUUGCCAGCUCUCUGGGAACCAGGGCACCCUCUGGGAGCUCUUCAACAGCCUUCGGCGGCGGAUCGGCUGGGUGGAGUCCCUCAUCAGUGCACUGAGGGCCUGUGAGCUGGUGGAUCUUGCUGACGAAGUAGCUCGCAUCUACCACAGCAACCUGCCCGGGGUCCGGAACCGGCCUCCAGCCCCAGUGGAGCCACAGUUAGUUCCUGCUGAGGUUCCACGGUCCUCUAAACCUGCUGUGGCCCCCAGGGCCCCCCACAACGGCUACAGAGAGGAGGAGCCAAGUCCAAGUUUCCCCUUGCCAGUCCAGGACACCCAGCCAUCAGAGUUCCCGGAAGAGAGUUCAAAGAAAGUCCCACCGAUGCCCCAUUCUGGGGAUGUCCUGAGGAGGCCCGCUGGUUCCCUGGAGUCCUCCUCUGACAUGGCGGCCUUCAACCCUCUGACCUCCAGUGGACAUCAAGAGCAGGACACAGAACUAGGCAGUGCCCACACACCAGGCACGGCCUCCAGCCUCCCCUCAUCCCGUGGGCCUGUGUCUCCAUCUGUCUCCUUUCAGCCCCUGAGCCGUUCCACCCACAGGGCGAGCCGUUUGCCUGCACCUUCCGCGUCAGCGCCAUCUGCUGGCACCUCCUCCUCAUCCAUGGGCUUGGCCUGUGCGGGGGGCGCUGGUGACCACCGUGAGGCCGGCAUCUGCUCCACGGGGCCUGGGGUGUCCACAAGCUCACUGACCACCAGCAUUGCGUCCUCCAGGGUUCCUGCCAGCUCAGCACUUGACAGAGCAGUGCCUUCCAAGUUGCCUGCCAGCUCAAAACCCUCCGGGGCAGUAGCCACUAAUGUGCUCACAAGUCUGCCACCGUCCAAACUACCCAUCAACUCAGUGCGUGUUGGCACAGCAGCACCCAGAGUGCCUACAGGCUUGGUGCCCGAGCCCAGGAUGUCCACAAGCACGGUGCCCAGCAAGGCGCCCGCCAGCACUGUGCCCACCGUCAGGAGCCACACACCCUCAGGGGAGACUGCAGGAGCUCCAGGGCCCACCAUCUCCACCAGAGACAGCUUGCCCGAACCAAACCCCAGCUCUUCUGGCUGGGAGUCCGAGUUGGAGCUGAGCAAGCCAGGCUGUCUGGCCUCCCGGGUAGACAGUGAGCCAUUCUCGGGCUGCUCUGCGGACCUGGCCCUCAGCUACAGCAAGUCGUUGGACGCGGGGCCUGACAAUGCCCCAGAGGAGAACGAGUACCAGUCGGUAGAUUCCAUAAGGAUCCAAGUGACCCAGGACCCCAGCGUUGACCUGCUGGAGGGUAAUCCUGGGCCGCGUGCCACCCCGGAGCCCCUGGAGGAGGAGGAUUACAUCCAGGCAGCCAUCUCUGGAACCCCAGGAGCCACUUCCAUUCCUGUGCUCUGCAAGAGACAAAAGCUAGCUCCUGGGGAGGUACCCCCAAACUGUCAGCUGGGUAGCUUUGGAAAAGAUUAUCUCAAGAAAGCAAUGUAUAGUCCCAAAGGAUGCUACUUUGUUGGUGGAAUUUCAAACAGUGACCAGCCGUGUGGGAGACACCUUUCGGUAAGGAACAAUUACUCCUUGGAGAAAUGUCUGAUUCAAGAUCUGGACAGGAGAUUUCUAGAGUUGAGGCUGGAACCUCUCAUCAUAUCAGAGAACAAGAAAGCUGUGCAAUGUCACCAAUAGUUGCUGAAUCCAGGAGGUAAAAAGCUGAUGGAGAACUUUAUAAUGGAUGGACCAAUCUGAUGUUCCCUGAACCAAAUGACCAAUCUUAACAUCUCAAAAAGAGGUAAUAAUGCAAGUAAGUAGUGAAUGUUAUGAACUAGGAUUUUCCUGUUCUGAUGAGACAAAUAAGAAAUAAAUAGCACCACCAAUGAUGAAUUGUUUUAAAUAAAGCAAACCUGAAUCUAAUCAAGACUUUA